This is a messenger RNA of Paracoccidioides lutzii Pb01, 2697 nucleotides long. RefSeq lists its product as hypothetical. The transcript is spliced from 4 exons. The coding region runs from base 1 to 2697 and encodes 898 amino acids. Gene Ontology annotation, cellular component: fungal-type vacuole membrane. The record is from RefSeq and is a predicted model, not a curated record.
AUGGCUGGGGACCUCGGGGACGAAAGCUCUCCGUUGUUGGGUGGGACCGCCCAGCAAACUCCUGAUCCACCAACCUGCUCUGCCACAACCUCUAUAUGUUCUAACGGCAAGGCCAGGGCUACGUCGUAUGAGAUUUUGUCGGAAUCUACACCACUUCUUGCCCAUCGAAGUAGUGAGGGUAUUCGGUAUUUAGAUGAUCGCGACACACCAUAUUCGGCCUCUCGUGAACCAUCCCCUGGUCCGUCAUCUAAACAAUGGAAAAAAUUAAGGAUCGUGCGACUGUUAUCUAUCGCAUUCAUCAGCCUUACGUUGGCAACAAUCGUUGUUCUGGGGCUGGGUUUUGCUGCUCCAGCUGUCUUCAAACAAUAUUCUGAACAGGCUGCUGUCUUUAAAGUAACUGGCUUGUCCAUCGAUUCAUUCACACCGGAUGGAGUAAAGGCUAGGUUUCAGGGUUCUUUUGUUCUCAAUGCGUCGCAGGUGUUGACGAAAUCUGUGCGCGAUCUCGGCCGCAUAGGAACGUGGUUGGCAAGAGAAAUUGAAAGUGACGAAACUGAAGUGCAGGUGUCUCUUCCAGAAUAUGGCAAUGUUUUGCUAGGAACUGCGACUAUUCCACCGAUAACAGCCAAUAUUCGCAAUGGCCACAUGAAUAGGAUCGAGUUCGUAACAAACUUGAAUGCAGGAGAUAUAGAUGGAAUUAGAAUUGUGGCAAAUGACUGGCUUCAAGGUCGCCUUGGCCAGUUGCGCAUUAAAGGGAUGGCAUCUGUGCGCCUGAGGUCCGGUAUUUUAUAUCUAGGAUCUCAUACCAUUUCGGAGUCGUUUGUUUUCCAAGGUCAAUAUUUGUACAGCGCUUUCAUAUUCCCUCCCCGAUUUAGACAUGUCGAGCUAACAAUUCUCGUAGACCAAGACCUUCCCGCUUUCCCUGAGUUUAACAUAACGAAACUGAACUUCCAUGAAAUCACGAACCCGGGAAACCAAAAAGCCAUGGUAGUGGACAUUUCAGUCCUUGUGCUUAAUCAAUAUCCUAUCACCCUUGCCGUGCCCCCGAUGGGCUUCAAAAUUUCAGUACCUAACUGUUCACCUGCGGACGCUUAUAUUCCAGUGAUUAACGCGACCACAGACCUUAUUCAAGUUAUCCCCAAUGAACCAGUGAACAUAUCCGCGAAAGGAUCUAUUGGAAGACUUCCGGAUGUUUUAACGACUGUUUGUCCCGGAACCAACUCAUCGCCUUUAGAUUCGUUGGUUGAAAACUAUAUACACGGACUCAAGUCAAAAGUUUACAUUCGUGGAGGGAAAUCCCCCUCAUCAACCUUACCGAGUUGGAUGGAAGGCUUCUUGAACAACGUUACCAUCCCUGUGCCUUUCUCCGGCCAUGCACUUGGCCGCUUAGUUCGGAAUUUCUCCAUGACAAAUGUCUAUUUUUUCCUACCUGAACCAUUUGCCGAACCGGACACACCUGAAGCGCAAAUGAGGGUUUCAGCGUUGGUCAAAGCAGUAUUAAACCUCCCUAGUGAGAUGGAUUUUCCUUUAAAUAUCUCUCGCGUUCGGUCUACUGCGUUUAUUUAUUACCAAGGAAAAGAACUUGGAUAUAUCAACUUAAAGAAGUGGCAACAAGCACAUGCAACUCGCAUCGACAACGAAACUAUCCCAUCUUCAGCGUUGCUCCUCGAGUUCGAUAUCAAAAAAGCACCACUACAAGUUACUGAUGGAGAUACUUUUACGGACGUUGUGCAGGCAUUACUAUUUAAGCACAAGCCUAUUCCUUUACAUGUGAAGGCCAAGGUGGAUGCUGAAACCGUCACUGCCCUCGGACAAUUCGUUAUUCGUGAUAUCCCAGCCAGUGGUAACAUCACUGUCAAGCCACCGGCAAGCAGAGGAUUGACCGACCUCAAAGUAGGCAUGGACGCUCUAAAAAUAGUAGAAACUACAGAAUCAUCUAUACUACUUGAAACAAAUCUAAACCUGACGAACCCGACUAAUUAUUCUGUUAUCGUCCCUUACGUUAAUCUGCUAAUUGCUCAUAAUGGCACAAACGUGGGCGAUGUCACUGCUCAAAAUCUAUCGAUAUCUCCAGGGCUCAAUGCCGGCAUUAAAGUAAAUGCUCUCUGGAAUCCAUUGCAGUUAGCUGGGGAUGACGGAGUUGCUGCAGGACGAGAUUUGAUAUCACGUUAUAUUUCUGGUUUCAAUACGUCUAUCACUCUCAAGUCAUAUGAAGGCACGAUUCCCGCGCUCCCUACGUUUGGUCUAGCAUUAUCCCCUCUGGAGUUUGACAUUCCGGUUCCUCAAUUCGGAGCUCCAGGGGAGGAUGAUCGCAAUCCAGGCGAUCAUGGUCGAUCGCAUUUCAUCAAAGAUGCAACGUUGCACUUGUGGACUUCGACGGCAGUGUUCACCCUAGCCUCGCCUUUAUCAUCAACCACACUUCUUAUUACCUGCAUUGAUGCAACGGCCUUCUACAAUCACAGUGAGCCGGCAGGGACCAUCAAGUAUGACCUACCAUUUGCGGUGCUGCCUGGAAUAUCUGAAACUCCCCGACUGCCGGUGGACCUGAAUUUUGGCGGUGCAGGAUACGAAGCAAUUCGCCAGGCGUUGGGAGGGACGUUGAAAAUGGAUGCUGUCGCUGACAUUUGUGUUCAGCUUGGAGAGUAUUCGGAUGAAGUGUCCUACAAAGGUAGGGGGAUUAGCGCAAAGAUUCGGAUAUAG